AUGGCACCUCCACUCAACUCUCAAGACGAUCGUGCAGCGUUUGUUGACGCUUGUAUUAACAAGCGUAAGAAAGCGAUGCAUGCCUGGGAGUCACUUGGCUUGAUCAGUGAGAAGUUACACGAUGAGCAACACGGGUACUUUGUCAACAAGGAAAAGGCCGACAAGGCUAACGAACUGCAAAGGGUGGUUGAGGGAAUAGCAAAGUCGUUUGCUACGUCGUAUCGUGGCACCAUUGAAGAACUCCAUACUUACCUGGCUGAAGAGAAUGCCUUCUCGGAAGAUGUCCUCCGGCUUGGACAAGAAUUUGGAGUAAAGAUAUGGGGCCGUAUAGAAGACGGUGAAAUACGCUCGUCAGGCGAAUCCCAAGGAAACGGCAUCGAGGAGCAGGACUGGGACGACUCGAAAGACCGCCAGAAUAUUCUGUUCUACAUCCGAUGCUGGCUCAUAUGUACCGUGGUCAGAGAGUACAAGGCGACUCCACGAAAAGGCAAAGCGAAAGGGCGAACACGGGACUUGAGCCCAUCUCAAGAUAAUCAAAAUGAAGAUACCGUCGACGAUCUCGCGGAGUCUGAUAACCCUAGGAUCAUAGGCGUAUCAUUUAAAGCGCCAGAGCCACCACCUACCAGUGCCAACGGGAAUGCUGCAAGCACCAGUUUCACCUCCGUGAAUAAGACCACAACACCAAGUAAGAGGAAAGCGCAAUAUUCCCACGAACGGACACCUUCUGGGAAGCUCCCGAAGCCUUCAAAGGGCGGUCGAACGAUUCCUGUCCUCACUAAUCAGUCACGAGAUCCCUACUCGAUUCCCAUAUCUCCUCCCGCUUUAUCCCCCAUAUCCCCUCCUGCGUUUCCGAACCUGGGCCGCUCAUCGUUUCAAAGACGAAGAGAAACCACAUACGACUCAGAUGCGACUUGGGCACCGCCUCGUGAAGAAACCGCAGACGCGGAAACGGUGGUCGAUGCGGAAGAGGUCAAUCUUGGAGAAGUCGACUCGCGAAUCCAGAACGACAUCGCCACAUCUAAUGCGGACGACAUGCAGUACGAGUACGAUAACGACAUCAACAACGCCGCCGGCCCAUCAGGCACCUACCGAAACCCGCUCAGACAAGACUCCGUUAUACCAGACACACAAACGCAAAACGAUGCAGUAGACGCUAUCAUCUACCCUCCAAGUGGCCAAAUCAUCCAAAUCGACGAAGAUACAUCGAGUGAUGCAUAUACCGACGCUAUAAUCCGUUCGCUCAUCUCCGACCCAUCCCCAACGACGCGGCGAACGCGCAUCUACCGUCUCGAACUCUACAGACUACUCGUCUCCUAUCUAAAUGGCAUCAAGAACUUCGACCCUACCAACUACGACUCCGCUGCGGAAGAACGCAUGGACUUUCUACUCAACCAAUUUCACUGCACCGACGCUGAUGCCUGGCAUUCUGAUCACAACGAUAGUGCGCUUCGCCUGCAUCUCGCAUUUGAGAAGUGGAUGAGUAUGCGUCACCGUCUCGCCGCGUUUCGCAGCGUAACAGGAUAUUUUGGCCCGCCGGGGAGGCAGUGGGAGGAACAUUUGCGGGGGUUGGAUGAUGUGCCGCAUGCGGAAGCUAUUCUAGCUUUUGUGGAUUUGAAGGAUCCCGGGGAUGGGGAAGAGGGAGGAAGGGUGCUAGGUGAUGGGUUUGACAAUGAUCUCAUGAUGAUAUUUGAUGGAUUAACGAAGUUCCAGGAUUGUAAUGGGCCGGAGGCUUUCAAGGGGGUGAGGAAGUUUAAUGAGAGGUUGUUGGUGUGGUUUAGGGAUGAGUGA
Messenger RNA from Alternaria viburni, 1788 nucleotides. RefSeq lists its product as uncharacterized. The transcript is spliced from 4 exons. Lineage: Eukaryota; Fungi; Ascomycota; Dothideomycetes; Pleosporales; Pleosporaceae. The record is from RefSeq and is a predicted model, not a curated record. The coding region runs from base 1 to 1788 and encodes 595 amino acids.